CAGCCGGGUGGGAGACCCUUCCGCGCAGUGCACCUGCCGGGGCUGCGCGCACCUGUGGGUCCCCAGGACAGAACGCACUGAGACCCCAUCCACGCCGGCUCCCAGGUGCAUGAAGGGGGACCCGGAUCCCGACCUUCGCAGCCUUAAAGGAGAGAAGGAAUGAGCCCAGCGUUCUGGAGGGAGCGACAGUUACCACUGCAUUUCAGCUCCAAGGAUUCAAGAAGCGAUUGCACAAGCAAAAGCGCCUGUUGGCAUCGAGGGCAGCGCGUGCAAAUUUAGAGGCCAACUUCUUUUUUUUUUUUUUUUAAUGAGAAGCGGAGUCCCGAGGCCAGCGGGGGCGGAUCGAGAUUAAAACGACAAGCCGUGAGGUGUACUCGGGAACGCGAUAACAGCCCAGAGUGGAGAGCGAUCGUCCUUUUUAAUCACCCAGACGGUGUUUGCGACAGCUGCGUUGUGGGGGGAGGGCGGGUGCGGGCAACGCGCCGGGUCCAUCUCCGAGGAAGCACCCCCGAAAGUGAAAGGGGAGGGACCGCGACCGCCGCGCCCUGCACCUGUGCGUGGCUUGAGCGGGGCCAGCCGAGCAGCCAGACCCCGCAGCAGGCCCCACUCUCCCGCCCCGAUGUGGUUCCUGGAGCGGCUCCGCCUGGAGCCCGGGCUGCUCCCCGGCAGGCUCCGCCGAGCCCCGGCCACCGCCUGCGCCAACGUGCUCACCCCGGACCGCAUCCCCGAGUUCUGCAUCCCGCCCCGCCUGGCGCCCUGCCCCGCCCUGGCGGCGCUCCGGGCCUCGGAGGAGCAGCGGGCGGGGGGCGACGACGCGGGGCGCACGGACUGGGACCCGCGCUCGCAGGCCGCGCUCUCGCUGCCGCACCUGCCCCGGGCGCGCACGGCCUACGGCUUCUGCGCGCUGCUCGAGAGCCCGCACACGCGCCGCAAGGAGUCGCUGCUGCUCGGCGGGCCCCGCAUCCCCGCGCUCCCGCGCCCGCCCGCCGCCCCGCCGCGCGCGCUGCGCCCCGGCCCCGACCCCGGCCCCGGGGACGCGCCCCGCCGGCCCCCGCGCGCCCCCGCCGCCGCCCGCCGCCUCCUGCGCGCCCCCGAGGGGCUGCUGAGCCGCGCGCGCCGCGCACACCGGAGCCUCGGCCUGGCCCGCGGCCGCUCCGCAUCCGGCGGGGACGAGCGCGCCGACGGGAGCGAGCGCGCCGGCGGCUUCGGGGACGAGCCUCCCGCGGGCCCCCUGCGCGCGGCCGCCGCCUCCAGCCCGGCCCGAGGGCGCCCCCGCGUCCGUCUGCUCGGCACCGCCGCCCCGGCAGCCCAGCCCCGCGCCCCCCCGGCCUCCCGCGCCGGCUCCGGGCUGCGGCCCCCCGGCCCCGCUCGCCCGCGCCGCCCCGUCGGGGUCCCGCCCCGCCGCCAGGCCGCCUCCCGCCGCGACGGGCCCUCGGGGGCUGGGGCGCCCGGCCGGGGAGCGGGGCCGCCUGCGGGGUGGGGACGGGCGGCCCGGACCCCAGACCCGCCGCGCCUGCCGCCGGCUGCACAAUAAAACGUAU
Molecule: messenger RNA, 1541 nt
Organism: Erinaceus europaeus (western European hedgehog)
Lineage: Eukaryota; Metazoa; Chordata; Mammalia; Eulipotyphla; Erinaceidae
Product: C2 calcium-dependent domain-containing protein 4A-like
Exons: 1
Coding region: 620-1534 (304 amino acids)
Source: RefSeq, a predicted model, not a curated record